Bacillus rossius redtenbacheri is the source of this 1913-nucleotide messenger RNA. RefSeq names its product myosin heavy chain, skeletal muscle, adult-like. Gene Ontology annotation, cellular component: centriole. The coding region runs from base 221 to 1819 and encodes 532 amino acids. The record is from RefSeq and is a predicted model, not a curated record. The transcript has 12 exons. Gene Ontology annotation, biological process: cilium assembly; clustering of voltage-gated sodium channels. Lineage: Eukaryota; Metazoa; Arthropoda; Insecta; Phasmatodea; Bacillidae.
ACUACUGUUUAUAUUGGUUAUCUAAAAAUAUAAACAAACUUCAAACCCUACACCAGCAAAUUUCCUCAACUUUAUGAUUAGAGUUAACAACUGGAGAUAGUAGGAUUGUAAAAUGGGAAAGAGGCUUUUGGUCUAAAUAACAUCAAUAGCGGGUUGCGCUGGCUCUCUGCCCGACGGCGACACUUGGUGGCAUGCAUCUCAAACCAGCCCCCGUGCCACGAUGGAGACGCGCGGUAUUGAAGAGACAACACCUCAGUUGGAUGCUCAACUGGAAAAUGCAGCCAUUGACUAUGAACUGGAGCUCGUCCUGUUAAGAAAUCAAGUGGAGUUCUAUCAGACUGAGCACAAGUCACUUCGCGGUGAGUUGACGGCGUUGAUCGAUGAAAACCACAAUUUGUCGGAGCAGCUGCGAUUGUCUUUGGCUUCUCAGGUUGCUCGUGACGGCACGGUUUCCGGUUCUCACCCCAAGAAACCAGACAUGGUUGCCAACAUUAAGCAGCAGUUUGCUCUAGCAGUGCAGGAGAAAGAUGCUGCGAUUGAAAUGUGGCAGUCUGCCUUGAAAGAAGUGAGUUGCUUGGAGGAAGAGCUGAAAACUUACCAAGGCUACAUGAAGAACAACAUGGUGCAGACACAGCUGGACAAAGUGAAGGAGCAGUACUCUGAGGCCAUCACGCUGCUGGAAGCCAAGCUGGCGUGGACGCAGGCAGAGCUGAAGAAGGAGCGCUCGUUGCGGGACGACCUCUCGGCGGAGCUGAAGGAACUGAAGCUGGAGCACGAAGCGAGCUGCAAGCUUGUCGAGGCUCAGAAAGACCAGUUGCAGGAGGCCCUGAAAAUGCAGGCGGAGACGGAGAGGGAGCUCAGCGCCGCGCGGGAUGACGCCACGGCCGCGCGGGAGCUGGAGGCGGCCCUGGCGCGCUGCCACGAGAGCGUGGCAGACCUGCGCGCACGGCACCACGAGGCGUGCGACAAGGUGGAGGAGGCCGUGGCAGCGCUGGAGAGCGCCUGCGCGGAGAGGGAGCGUGCCGUGCUGGCGGAGGCCAGCGCCAGGGAGGAGACCGCGGAGGCGCAGGCAGCUCUGACGCGCUUGAUCGACGACGCGGGGGCGCGCGUCAAGGAGGAGGUGGAGCGCGUCAAGAGCCGGUACAACCAGCAGAUAGAGAAGGUGCUCUUUGACGUGAAGAUGCUGGAAGAUAAACUGGCGGACAAGAGCUCCCAGUUGGAGAGGCUGACGCGGGACUGUGAGGAGGCCCAGGACGAACGGGAGUCCCCGGCGCGGCGGCCGGGCGCCCCGGACAUGGGGGCCCGGCUCCAGGGCCUGUUCCGGGAGCUGGGCGAGCUGCAGCAGCGCAACGCACGGCUCUCCGCCGAGCGGGACGCCCUCCAGCGGCGACUGGACGAGCUCUGCACCAGGCACGAGCGGGAGCUGCAGCGCGGCGAGCAGCGGCGCAGCGCGCUGGAGGGACGGCUGCGGGAAGCCACCGCGCUGCGCGACCAGGCGCGCCAGCUGGACGAGACGCAGCAGUCGGUGGUCGAGUGCUUGCAGCGGCGCGAGCUGGAGCGGGGCGUGCAGGAGCGGGACGACCUGAUUGGCCGGCUGCGGGCGGCGCAGGCCCGCGGCGUGGAGACGGCGGCCGAGCUCCACCGCCACCUGGAGACUCAGCUGCGAGUCAAGAACAAGUGGAAGAGGACGGUGAAGACGGUGACGCGGGAGUUCGAGGCGCGCGUGAAGGAGCUGCGUCGCGAGAACGCGGCCCUGCGCGACGAGAACCACCGCCUGAAGGAGGAACUGGAGGCGUUGCGUGCCGACGCGCUCGGCUAACAGCAGGCGGGCGGCGUGCGACUCUCGCUGGCUUGCGCUCUCUGCCGGGGGAAACACGCUCUCCGCACCGACACAGGGACGUCGGAUCAGGGGG